UUGACCCAAAUGGGGUUUUCAAUUGCAGACAAUAAGCACUAAAAAAACCCUUCGAAGAAGAACCCUAAUAUCCACCAUCUCAAAGCUUACCAAGACGGCUGCUAUCGGGCUCAGCAAGAAGCUGGGUCUCAGAGGGUUUCGAUUCGAAGAAACGAGAACAACAACAACAAUGGCGUUCACUACUCCAACCAACACUUUCAAGAAACCCCCUUCUUAUUUAUGGUUUUGCCAUUCUUGCCCUCGUUCCACUACUUCUAUGGUAUCUUCUUCUUCUUCUUAUUCGCCUUCUUCUUGUCGGUCCGUCUGGAGUUCUUCUGAUUCCAAUAAACCCCUUUACAGGUUUCUAAGCGUUAUUGUGUGUAAAAGUGACCUUCUCAAACUUGUUAGAAGGUCAUGGACUUAUAAAGCCGUGUUAGAAGGUCGGUUAACAAAAGGGCCCAAAUGGUAUCGUAGUAGUAGCUCAUUAAGGUGGCAAAGUCAAAAUCCUCUUAGUAAAAAAGACCGGUUUUGUAACAUCUCGAUGGUUUUUAGCCGAUAUAACUCGUGGUCAAAUAUCAGUACCAUGUCCUUUGAUGAAAGCCGGAGAUAUGUUAAUUCAAUGAACAAUCAAUCAUGUGCCGACUUUAGGCUUCACGUAGAAUCAAGAAGAGGUAAUUCCUAUGCUCAAAUGGUUCCUUGGGGCAAUAAAGACGGGAAUACAUACAUCACUCCUGUUCUUGAUGCUCAUCCAAGGAACCCGUUUAGAGAAAAAGAUUUCCGACCACAAACAUGGAAUCAAGCAACACAAGCAUUAAGAAAGAGGAAGGAAGAAGUACGUAAAGUGGGCCAUGCCGUGCCUAAUGUUCAGUAUGCAGGAUCGGUCAUAACUGAGCCCCGUGAACACGAGGCACGAGACAUGACUGGAUAUGAGAAGUUCCCGAGCCAACCGCCUAAUGGAAAUUUGCAACAAGGAGUUUCAAGGAAGAUGCAAAUCUCGUCACCAGCUCAUAAUGGUAACACCCAAAAACAUGGGCAUGAUGUCAUGCACAACAGUAAAAGUCUAGAGUUGAAGCAAGAAGUUUCGGAAAAUACACCUGUGAAUGGUGUCCAUCGAAUGGACUCGCAAUCAGAAAAACGCUCAGCAGGAAGAACCGAUAAAAGCUCGGCGGCUGCUAAUGCGGAUGCUUUGAAAGAAACCUAUAUUGUACCGCUAGAUUCUAAAAAUUCUACUCAUUUACGAAAGAGGCUUAUGAGCAUUUAUGAGAAGGUUCUCGUAGUCGAUAACAUCUCCCUAGCCAAAGAAGUAGUCCGAAAACUUACGACUCAGUAUCGCCAUCUAGUCCAUGCAUGUGAUACCGAGGUGGCUGCGAUUGACGUGAAGCAAGAAACACCCGUUGAUCACGGAGAAGUUAUAUGCUUCAGCAUUUAUUCGGGGCAUGAAGCCGAUUUUGGAAACGGGAAGUCUUGUAUUUGGGUCGAUGUUCUUGACGGUGGCGGGAAGAGUAUGCUCGAUAUAUUCUCGGCCUUUUUCGAAAAUCCCUCGAUUAAAAAGGUUUGGCACAACUAUAGCUUCGAUAACCAUGUUAUAGAGAAUUAUGAUCUUAAACUUUCCGGUUUUCAUGCCGACACGAUGCAUAUGGCUCGAUUGUGGGAUUCUUCAAGACGGAUGUCGGGUGGGUAUUCGUUGGAAGCACUUACUAGUGAUUCAAAAGGAAUAAUGUCCGGAGCUGAUUUAGGUCCUAACGAAGAGUUGAUCGGGAAAGUAUCAAUGAAAAACAUUUUCGGCAGAAAAAAGCUGAAAAAAGAUGGUUCGGAAGGCAAAGUUGUCGUGAUUCCUCCCGUUGAAGUGCUUCAAAGGGUAGAACGGGUACCGUGGGUUUGUUAUUCGGCCUUAGAUUCGAUAAGCACUCUCAAGCUCUACGAAAGAUUGAAAAGUAAACUAUCGAAUCGGGAGUGGAAGUUUAACGGGGUUACGAAAGGAACAUUAUUUGACUUUUAUGAACAAUAUUGGCGUCCAUUUGGUGAGCUUUUGGUGAAAAUGGAAACCGAAGGGAUGCUGGUUGAUCGAGAUUAUCUCAUGGAGAUUGAAGAAGUUGCGAAAGCUGAACAGCAGAUUGCUGCUGAUCGGUUCCGAAACUGGGCUUCGAAGCAGUGUGCAGAUGCUAAAUUUAUGAACGUGGGGAGCGAUACGCAGUUGCGGCAGCUGUUUUUUGGUGGCAUUCUUAACAGCAAAGAUCCUUCUCAAUGUCUUCCAAUGGAGAAGGAGUUUAAAGUCCCUAACGUUGAUAAUAUAAUCGAAGAAGGCAAGAAAACGGCCACUAAAUUUCGUAAAAUUAAACUGAAAACGAUUUGUUCUGGUCUACAACCCGAAACUUACACCGCAUCAGGGUGGCCUUCGGUUUGUGGAGAUGUGUUGAAGAGCCUUGCCGGGAAGGUAUCUAUGGAUUACGAUUUUGUAGAUGAAGAGACGGCGGAAGUGGAUGAAAAUGCUGAUGAUCCUACCGAUAUCGAGUUAUCGGAGACGAAGAGCGUACCUUUCGUUAACAACUCGGAAACCGCUUAUGGCACGGCUUAUGCCGCAUUUGGAGGGGGCUCGGAAGGACACGAGGCGUGCCAUGCAAUUGCUGCAUUAUGUGAAGUUUGCUCGAUAGACUCGUUGAUAUCCAACUUCAUUCUUCCUUUACAGGGCAGCCAUAUAUCUGGCAGAAACGGGCGUAUUCAUUGUUCACUAAAUAUCAACACGGAAACCGGGCGUCUAUCUGCCAGGAGACCAAAUUUGCAGAAUCAACCGGCUUUAGAGAAGGACCGAUACAAGAUCCGUCAGGCAUUUAUAGCGGCACCGGGAAACUCUCUUAUUGUUGCUGAUUAUGGGCAGUUGGAACUCCGGAUUCUUGCACAUCUUGCGGACUGUAAAAGUAUGCUGGAUGCCUUCAAAGCUGGCGGAGAUUUCCAUUCAAGAACCGCUAUGAAUAUGUAUCCGUACAUCCGUGAUGCAGUUGAAAGUAAGGAGGUUCUUCUCGAGUGGCAUCCGCAACCCGGUGAAGAAAGUCCCCCGGUUCCGCUCCUAAAGGAUAUGUUUGCUUCUGAACGAAGAAAAGCAAAGAUGCUCAAUUUUUCCAUUGCGUACGGGAAAACCGCUGUUGGGCUUUCACGCGAUUGGAAGGUUUCGGUAACGGAAGCAAGAGAAACGGUUGCUCGAUGGUAUGGAGGUAGAGAAGAAGUGCUGAGGUGGCAAGAAGCACGUAAACGGGAAGCUCGAAAAAUUGGAUGUGUAUAUACAUUGUUAGGACGGGCACGUACGUUUCCGUCCACAAAAGACGCUAGUCCGUCUCAUAGAGGUCAUAUUGAACGAGCUGCUAUCAAUACGCCCGUUCAGGGAAGUGCGGCGGAUGUUGCUAUGUGUGCCAUGUUAGAAAUAUCGAAGAAUGCUCGACUGAGAGAGCUUGGAUGGAAGCUGCUUUUACAGGUUCAUGAUGAAGUAAUAUUGGAAGGGCCAUCGGAAUCAGCCGAUGUUGCAAAAGCAAUAGUUGUGGAGUGCAUGUCGAAGCCGUUUGAUGGCAAGAAUAUUCUCAAAGUCGGUUUAUCGGUUGACGCCAAAUUUGCCAAGAAUUGGUAUUCUGCCAAGUAGACACCAAAGUUUUGCUUUGUUGGUCGGCUUUUCAGCCGUUGUAGAGUAGUCUCGCUAAAGAUCCAUGUAUUGUAUAUAGUUUUUGGUAUGUAAAAAA
Messenger RNA from Cynara cardunculus var. scolymus (artichoke), 3704 nucleotides. RefSeq names its product DNA polymerase I B, chloroplastic/mitochondrial. Gene Ontology annotation, biological process: double-strand break repair; DNA-templated DNA replication. Lineage: Eukaryota; Viridiplantae; Streptophyta; Magnoliopsida; Asterales; Asteraceae. Gene Ontology annotation, molecular function: DNA-directed DNA polymerase activity; DNA binding; 3'-5' exonuclease activity. The transcript is spliced from 13 exons. The record is from RefSeq and is a predicted model, not a curated record. Bases 170 to 3607 code for a protein of 1145 amino acids.